AUGCACUCCUCACUUCUCCUGAUCACGCAGCUAGCUGCUGUUGUCCUUGCUGGCGAACCAUGGAUCAACGAGGUCGACACUGGGCUCGAGACUUACCUUCUUGGCACCAACUACACAGAGGGAACACUGCCCCUUCUCAAGGAUAUUCGUGCCCUCCCCGACUUUGACUGGGCAGCCCGCCAGCACCUGAACGACCAAAUGUACAGCUUCUACCGCACUGGCACGGCAGGCGAGCAAAGCUACCGUCACAACCUCGAUAUCUGGAAGUCUGUGCAAUUCAGGUCAAGACACCUGAGCGACGUGACCAAGCUGAACGAGACUCUUGCCACCACGAUUCUGGGCUACAACUUUAGCGCUCCUUUCUUCAUUGCUCCCGCUGCCCGCGGCGUCUAUGGCGAUCCCGAGCGUGCUGAGCUCAACUUUGUCGAAGCGGCUGGCAAGGAGAACAUCCUGUACAUCCCGUCCAUGUACGCGUCAAAGACCAUCGAGGAGAUCGCUGCUGGCAAGUCCAACAGCACCCUCAACGGACCCCAGGUCAUCUUUCAACAGAUUUACACCAACGCCAACCUCUCAGUGACUUGGGACAACAUUCGCCGCGCCGAGCGAACUGGUGCCAAGGCCAUCGUCUUCACCAUUGAUGCUCCGGGCAACUCCGUCCGGCACCGUGCCGCCCGCUACGACACUACGAACGCCAACUCUGUCUCGUCGGCCCUGACUUGGGAUGUGAGGCUCUGCUGGGCUGUCGAGAAGGGCGCACAGGCCAUCUACAUCUCCAACCACGGCGGUCGUCAGCUUGACCACACCCCCGGCCCCCUGGAGAUCGCCUACGAGAUCUACCGAAACGCCCCUCAAGUCUUCCAGCAGGUGGACGUUCUCGCGGACAGUGGUAUUCGCUACGGCAGCGAUGUCCUGAAGCUGCUUGCCCUCGGUGUCAAAGCCGUGGGUAUGGGUCGACCAUUUAUGUACUCGAACGUGUACGGCCUCGAGGGUGUCACCAAGGCCAUCGACAUCAUGAGGACAGAGAUUGUUCGUGAUGGUGCCCAGCUGGGUGCCACGAACCUACAGAACAUCAGCACCAGCUUCCUCAACACUCGUCAGCUGGAGUCAAAUGUGUACUUGUUUGACCAGUAG
This is a messenger RNA of Verticillium alfalfae VaMs.102, 1131 nucleotides long. RefSeq names its product cytochrome b2. Gene Ontology annotation, molecular function: oxidoreductase activity; FMN binding. Bases 1 to 1131 code for a protein of 376 amino acids. Lineage: Eukaryota; Fungi; Ascomycota; Sordariomycetes; Glomerellales; Plectosphaerellaceae. The record is from RefSeq and is a predicted model, not a curated record. The transcript is spliced from 4 exons.